AUGCACAGGCUUCUUCUCACCAUCACCGCUCUCACAUCCUUUGCCCUGGCCGAGUAUCGUCCAGAAGAGCGCGUCGUCCUAGCAGACUGCAGUAUCCACCCACCCAACGGCGAUUCCACCUUACGCCAAAUCAUGUAUUAUCACGAUGCACCAUGGGCAUUCCAGGGAACACGAGGGAAAUGGGUCACACCAGAAAUGACGACCGAUGUCCCCUGGUACAGGUCCUGUCCCUGGCGGACAAAGGGAGUGAAGCGCAAGAUGCCCAAUGGUGACGAGUUCACCAUCGCGAUCGACCCUUCAAUCCCUGAUUCCAACGAUCGAUUCGCCGGGCUCGCAGGGCAUACCUUUGAAUCUCAUGGGUUUGGACGCCGUGCUCAUCACGAGCGGGGGUUCUACAUCCUCGACGAUGACACCUAG
Molecule: messenger RNA, 417 nt
Organism: Penicillium vulpinum
Lineage: Eukaryota; Fungi; Ascomycota; Eurotiomycetes; Eurotiales; Aspergillaceae
Exons: 1
Coding region: 1-417 (138 amino acids)
Source: RefSeq, a predicted model, not a curated record